GCUAAUAGGUAUAAUAUAGAUAAGACUAGUAUCCUAGAGGGCAAGGGAUUUAAUAGCCUGGUUUUGGGUAAGGUAGAGACCAUAGUAGUGCAAAAAAAAGAGCUUGGUUUGCGUGCUUAG
Molecule: messenger RNA, 120 nt
Organism: Colletotrichum lupini
Lineage: Eukaryota; Fungi; Ascomycota; Sordariomycetes; Glomerellales; Glomerellaceae
Product: transposase
Exons: 1
Source: RefSeq, a predicted model, not a curated record